Molecule: messenger RNA, 1461 nt
Organism: Pyrenophora tritici-repentis Pt-1C-BFP
Lineage: Eukaryota; Fungi; Ascomycota; Dothideomycetes; Pleosporales; Pleosporaceae
Product: SrmB, Superfamily II DNA and RNA helicase
Biological process (GO): poly(A)+ mRNA export from nucleus
Cellular component (GO): cytoplasmic stress granule; nucleus
Molecular function (GO): RNA helicase activity; ATP binding; RNA binding
Source: RefSeq, a predicted model, not a curated record
AUGGCAUCCACUGAGGAGACACCCAUCAAGCAAGAGGCUGAGGCCCCGGCGGCAGAGGCUCCCGUAGAAGAGACACCCGCGCAAGAGCCUGAAAGCUCGCUCGAGACUGAUCAAGUCGAUGGCGCUGGCGCACCGGCAAAGGGUGCUGAUUUGGUCGACACCCCAUACAAGGUAGAGGUCAAGCUUGCCGACUUGCAGGCAGACCCCAACAACCCUCUGUUCUCGGCCACGUCGUUUGAAGAGCUUAAACUAUCCGAGGCGCUGCUGAAGGGCGUUCGCAACAUGAACUUCCGAAAACCCUCAAAGGUCCAAGAAAAGGCCCUGCCGCUGCUUCUGAUGGACCCGCCUCAAAACAUGAUUGCGCAAUCCCAAUCAGGAACUGGCAAGACAGCUGCCUUUUCACUGAACAUUCUCUCUCGCAUCGACCUUUCGAACCCCAAUCCGCAAGCACUCGCGCUCGCACCCAGCCGAGAGCUCGCCCGUCAAAUUCUAGGCGUCAUCACACACAUGGGUCAGUUCAUGGACGGUCUCACAACUAUGGCCGCAGUUCCUGAUCCGUCAAGGAAGGGGCAAGCAUACAAUGCCCAGGUUCUUGUCGGCACACCAGGGACAGUCCAGGAUAUGCUGAGGCGCCGUCUGAUCAACAACAAGUCCAUCAAGAUUCUGGUUCUGGACGAGGCUGACAACAUGCUGGAUCAGCAGGGCAUGGGUGAGCAGUGCACUCGUGUCAAGGCGCUCCUUAACAAGGAUAUCCAAACUGUCCUCUUCUCCGCUACUUUCCCACCCAACGUUAUCGCAUACGCCAAGCGCUUCGCACCCAACGCCAACUUGAUCACCCUGGCGCACGACGAGCUGACUAUCGAGGGCAUCAAGCAGCUAUACAUCGAUAUCGACAAGGACAACGACAAGUACUCGACUCUACUCAAGUUCUACGGUCUGAUGACACAAGCCUCAUCAAUCAUCUUCGUCCGAACCCGAAGGACCGCUGAAGAGCUCGAGAAGCGCAUGGUUGCAGAAGGCCACAAGGUUGCACAACUCAGUGGUGCUCUCGAAGGUCCUGAGCGUGAUCGCAUCAUCGACCAGUUCCGCUCUGGAGAAGCCAAGGUGCUCAUCACUACCAACGUGCUCGCUCGUGGUAUCGACGUCGAGUCUGUUACCAUGGUCAUCAACUACGAUGUACCCACUAUGGCAAAUGGAAUCGACGCAGACCCGGAAACCUACCUUCACCGCAUUGGUCGUACCGGUCGCUUUGGACGUGUCGGUGUCGCCCUCACCUUCAUCCAUGACAAGAACAGCUGGCAGCAACUGCAUAACAUCGCGUCCUACUACAAGACUGAACUGUAUCCAAUCGACACUUCAGAUUGGGACGCUGUUGAGGACAUGAUCCAGAAAAUCAUCAAGUCAUCACGAGCCGGCAAGAGUACCGAGGAAAUGACGGAGAUGAUUACGAAAGGAUCGUAG